Racocetra fulgida is the source of this 325-nucleotide messenger RNA. The record is from the annotation of a GenBank genome assembly. Lineage: Eukaryota; Fungi; Glomeromycota; Glomeromycetes; Diversisporales; Gigasporaceae.
AACACUAAAUCUAACAUUUACACCUGAUCCUUUAUUUAUUGGUGCGGAUUAUUUAAUUGAUGGGAAUGUGACUACAUUUUCUAACAUUACUGAAGGUGAUAGAUUCGUUUAUGAAACUUCCAUUGAUCUAGAUAUUAUUUGCAAUGGUUUUGCUCCUAUUUGUUCAGGAAUUGAAUGCCCAACAUUAGAAUAUGACAUUCCAUUCCUUGGAAGUAGAUUAAAGGACCCCGGCUUUCUACCUUUUUCGCUCAUCGUUGAGUUGAAAAUUGAAUCAAAUGGAACAAUAAAAGCUUGUAAUCGGAUUUCUCAAGAUGUUCACAGCUAA